Tricharina praecox is the source of this 900-nucleotide messenger RNA. RefSeq lists its product as uncharacterized. Lineage: Eukaryota; Fungi; Ascomycota; Pezizomycetes; Pezizales; Pyronemataceae. The transcript is spliced from 2 exons. The record is from RefSeq and is a predicted model, not a curated record. The coding region runs from base 1 to 900 and encodes 299 amino acids.
AUGGACGAAUUCUAUAACUUCCGGUGGCCGGACCCCAUGGAUCCAAACAGUCAGGCGGAAAUCAUCAGGUCUAUCCCGAUCGAACACCGACUUCCCGGCAACGAAGAUACAUCCACCGUAACAUCAAUAUCGGUUCCCGCUCUUCUUUCCUUCUACGGUUUCCUUCACCGCUCACACGUUUCCUCCGUGGAUGCUGCCGAUGCGCAGAUCCAGGCGCUGACCGAGCGCCUAAAGGAAGCAGAGGAGCUCACACAGUUGAUGCGUAAUUACUUCGAGGAAAAGGAGAAGAAAGAAGAGUUGUACGAGUUACGCAAAGAAAGCCAAGCGAAUGCAGAUUCGUGGCGCGUGCACUCAACGCUGUGGCACGAGCGGUUCAAGAAACUCCGUUGUUGGUGCCACUGCCAGCCGAUCGAGAACGAUCCUCAUCUCGACAAUCUCAACUAUGAUCUUCUGGGUGUCCCUUACGAGAAUCUCUGUGUCUCCUGCACCAGAGCAACAGACGAUAUACGCCUCGACAAGGUGCUCAAGUUCAUGCGCUCCGAGCCCCCCGCCUGGUUCGAGAGGUGGUGGCACUUCCAGGUCGGUGAUUCGACAUGGGUUUUUCCUCCGGUGGAUGGCGUCUACGGCGUCAGCUGGAAGGACUUCGAGGAGGUUUACUACAAGAGCUAUAUUUCCGCUUCGGAUCCUCAUCAGAAGUUGCCUCCGAUAUCCACAGCGUCUGGACUUGGAAAUCAGCAAGUGAGCCCGAAACUCACAGGCAACACGGGAACCCCUACCACACCUGCGAUGCCUACCACCAAAGACAAAGAGACCGACGUCAAUACCAAGUCCGCUAAAAGCCGUUGUCCCAGGCCUAAGCACCGGGCGCGGGCUCGCGAAUAUGCAGAGGCUCGAGCGUAG